Messenger RNA from Hemicordylus capensis (graceful crag lizard), 3357 nucleotides. RefSeq names its product Nedd4 family interacting protein 2 (gene NDFIP2). Gene Ontology annotation, molecular function: WW domain binding. The record is from RefSeq and is a predicted model, not a curated record. The transcript has 9 exons. Gene Ontology annotation, cellular component: Golgi apparatus; perinuclear region of cytoplasm; endoplasmic reticulum. Gene Ontology annotation, biological process: ubiquitin-dependent protein catabolic process; positive regulation of protein ubiquitination; metal ion transport. NCBI's taxonomy places the organism in Eukaryota, Metazoa, Chordata, Lepidosauria, Squamata, Cordylidae. Bases 260 to 1045 code for a protein of 261 amino acids.
CGUCCACUUGCUCGCCGGAGGCGGCCUGGAGGAGGAAGAGGAGGAGGCGGCGGCGGCGCGGGGAGGGAGGGAGGGAGGGAGGGAGGAGCGGAGGCUCUCCGAGUGAGGAAGAAAGGAAAGAAGAAGGCAGAGGAAGGAGCGACUGAGGCGGUUGCGAGGAAGAAGGCAGCGAGAGACCACCGAGCUGAGGGAGGGCGGCGGGGAGGCCACCAGGCCGGAGUCGGCGGCUGUUGUUGUUGUUGUUGCUGCCGCCGCCGAGAUGGAGCAUCACCAUCACCAGCCGGCCAGUCGGUACCAAGUGCUUCAUAAUGAAGACGAUCCUCCAGAAUCAUCAGUGGUUGAACAGCCAAGCACCUCCACAGAAAUUGCACCAGCUCCUCAAAUAGAAGCAUCUUUACCUGAAGCAGAUACUUCACCUCCACCUUAUUGUACUAUUGUUGCAGAAGCAACAGCAAUAGCAGAAAUAGAAUCACCUAAUGAGUUUUACCCAGUGCCACCUCCCUACAGUGUAGCUACCUCUCUUCCCACCUACGAUGAAGCAGAAAAAGCCAAAGCUGCAGCAAUGGCAGCUGCUGCAGCAGAAGCAGCAGCAAUCCAAAGACACGGCCAAUUUAGGGAGUCUAGGAGUCUGUUUGAUGAAAUAUUCCUGAGCCCACCAGAGGAAGAAGAAUAUCCUCCAAGGGAUGACUUCAGUGAUGCAGACCAGCUCCGUGUAGGCAAUGAUGGUAUCUUCAUGUUGGCCUUUUUUAUGGCAUUUAUUUUCAACUGGAUUGGAUUUUGCUUAUCAUUCUGCAUAACUAACACCAUAGCAGGAAGAUACGGUGCAAUCUGUGGAUUUGGACUGUCCCUGAUCAAAUGGAUUCUUAUUGUUCGGUUUUCAGAUUACUUUACUGGCUAUUUUAAUGGACAGUACUGGCUGUGGUGGAUAUUUCUUGUACUUGGGCUCCUCCUGUUUUUCCGAGGUUUUGUGAAUUAUCUGAAAGUCAGAAACAUGUCUGAAAGUAUGGCAGCUGCUCAUAGAACAAGAUUUUUCUUCUUGUACUAGAGAGUGCAUCCAACCAGACAUUCCUUCUCAUACCAAUGUGAACUUCCAGCCAAUCUGUAACCUUCCAAGUGAAUAGGGAAAGACGACUACUAAAAAACAGAAGACACAUUUUGAAGCAGGAUCUUUUUGCCGCUUAGUGAAUGACAGGGUGGUUUAUGUUUAAGUGCCAUUUCUGUUUGUUCUAGUAAAAUAUUUAUAUUAAGCAUUGCCUUUUGUCUUGCACAUAUGCAUAUGUGCUAUAAGUAACAAGAACUUAAAAAGAAUAAAGUCCAUGCAUAUAGUCUGCUAAGCAGUUGACUACAACCAGACUUGACUAAUUUGUAUCUGAAAGAUUUUAAGUGGUAAUUUGUUUUCACAGUAUUAUGUAUUGCUGACUUGCUGGUCCGAAGUAUCAUUAAGUACAAAUGGUGUGUACUGAACCAUUCAUAUUAAAUCAUUCAGACUCUGUUACUAGGUAAAUUUCACUCAUCCAAUUAUGCACAAAACAGUUUUUGUCACGUAAUUUGUAAUUCUGUAAUGCACAUUGGAAAACAUUCUCUUGAGGACUGGCCAAGGUUGUCCUGGUGCACUUAUCUUAUCCUGGUCUCAUUGGUGUGACUUUGCUUUUUCCCUACAUAAAAAUGUGGACAGUACAGGCACUAAUAAUCACUGCCAUGUUUCAGCCCAGUAUAGGCAGGUGUGUGAAGUGCUGUAGUUCAACAGCCCCAAUCUGUGGGCCAUUUCUUAUGUUGUGGGAAAGUUGUAGUUGCUGCUUCUAUGUGGCCCCAUCCCAUGUCACACUGUUUCGAUAGGAAAGCAGAGACUUCAUGGGCGCAGUGGGGAAUCUGCACCAGCCUCAGUUGUCAUAUUUGGGAAGUGUGAAAUUGCUGUGAUUUCUGUGUCUAAACAGAGCAGCAUAGGCUUAAAUCAUGUUGGAGCAAUGGCCAUGCUGCUCCCAAAACAUUCAAGCCAGCACUUAUUCUUGUCUUCUUCCAAGUGUUCCAUUCUUACAAAUUUUGGCAAAACGUUAGCAGCCACAGUUAUUCUUACGUUUUAACAGUUUGAACUGCAAACCAGUCUUUCAGUGGUUAGUUUGAUUAGUAUGAACCCUAAUCUGUAAAGAACCAAAAUAAUUUAAAAUGCAUCUGAACAAUAGUGUUUUCUAAUUGCACGAGUCUGAAGAAUUCAUUUGGUCCUGUGGAACACUCUUACUCCCAGUAGUCAUUCAUUCUCAUAUUCAUCAUCUCAUAAGAAGUUCUAGCAUGAAGAAUUGCUAGCCUGAUCCUGCACUUUUCUAGGUAGGUGGACCUUUGCCCCACACCUCAUCCUACCCUGCACUACAACCAUUAAGUGUAACUGUAGAUCAAGAGUGUAUAUUCUCCAAGCACUUAAGCUGCACAACCUCCAUUCUGCUAGGUGCAUGCAAGGGAGCUUGCUCAUUUCAGUUGAAACAAAUGGAAGUUGCACAGUACCAGUGGAUGGGCACUCUAGUUUUUCAGUUUGGAGUAUCAGUCUUCAUUGCCAAGUUUUCAGUUUGGAGUAUCAGUCUUCAUUGCCAAGAUAUUAUGCGAUGAUAAUUACAUAAUCAUUUAUUAUUUAAGGAGUAUCCCAAGUGGCUUUCAGGCAAUUCACUAUGCUUUUUUUCUUUUUUAAUUUUUUCAGGAAUGAAGCUGAAUUUUAAUAGGUGCAUUUUCAUUAAACCCAAUAGCAAGAAUAUAAGCAAUGCACUGUUCAUAGUAUUCAUAUAAUAGUAAUGAUCUUUUUGAGUAAACAAAUACAUCUAGGGCUUGGUUGAGGAACCAAGUGUUAUCUUGCUCAAGCACAUGUAUUCCUUCUCCAAACAUCUCUGGGACUUAGCACUCUGGCAUGGAGGGAGACAAGAUCUCUCAAACAUCCACAACUCUCAUCUCAGUUGCUGCCAGUCACUAAUGCACUCUGCAUCUUGGGGGUGGGAAAUGCACAUUUCUUCUUCUUUUAAAAUUUGAAUUCUUGCAUUUUUAAUACUAACAUAUAGAGGAAUUAUAUGUUGUCUCAUUUAGUGCUGUAUCUAAUUUUGUAUCUAUUAUAUGCAUAAGGUUGGCCGGUUAUAUUCUUUAAUAUUUCAGGAUUACUUAAAAAAAAAGAAAAAAGAAAGAAAUAUAUAUCCAAACAGAUUGAGAGCAAAUGCCCAUUCCUGCUUUUCAUGAAAACAAAAUUCUCUGUUAUGAAUCUCAUGUGUUUCCUUCUGAAUUUAUCAGUAUUUUUUCUAUGCUUUUACUCUCUCCCCACCUUCUUCCUCCCCCCCCCAUUAUUCUUGAGAGAGAGAAGUGAAUAAAUCUUUGUUUUGAAACAAA